Impatiens glandulifera is the source of this 648-nucleotide messenger RNA. RefSeq names its product E3 ubiquitin-protein ligase MBR1-like. The coding region runs from base 1 to 648 and encodes 215 amino acids. The transcript is spliced from 5 exons. NCBI's taxonomy places the organism in Eukaryota, Viridiplantae, Streptophyta, Magnoliopsida, Ericales, Balsaminaceae. Gene Ontology annotation, molecular function: ubiquitin protein ligase activity. The record is from RefSeq and is a predicted model, not a curated record.
AUGGAUCAAUGGAAUGAUUUUUACACGAAUAAUUUCUUUAAUUAUUACGAUCAUCUCAGAUUCGAACCGGACAUUCAUCCUCCUUAUACUUGGAAUGACACACCUACUUAUACAUCAGGAUAUCAAGAACAUUCAUAUUACGAAGAUUACCAAAAUGUUCAUCAUCACCAUCAUUUUCCAUUGAGACCCACAUCUUCAGCCGUAUACCAAACUGGUUUAGAGACGACGAACCCUUGGCCUCCAAGCAAUUACCUUCCAUAUUACACAGCUGAUGGAGUUGUGAUGCUCGACUUUUCUGAAAUGGACAAUAGUGAUACGGAGUUGGACAUAGACAACAUGUCUUACGAGGAUAUGCUUUUAUUGGAUGAAAAUAUCGAUAGUCAUGCUGAAACAGGCAUAUCAGAAGAGAGCAUUAAACUUAGAACACGGGCUCAUCUAAAUCCCGAUACUCAAGCAACUUCUUUAAAUAUAGGAGGAACUAAUGAUUUUUGUGUUAUAUGUCAGGAAGAAUAUAUGAAAGAAGAGAAGAUUGGAGGUCUUGAAUGUGGACAUGAAUUUCAUGUUGAUUGCAUAAAGAAAUGGCUACAAAUAAACAAUAUAUGUCCCAUUUGUAAAUCUCCUGGAUCAUCAAAAAUCGAAAAAGUAUAA